Pseudozyma hubeiensis SY62 is the source of this 1542-nucleotide messenger RNA. Its product is annotated as heat shock transcription factor. Bases 1 to 1542 code for a protein of 513 amino acids. The transcript has a single exon. The record is from RefSeq and is a predicted model, not a curated record. Lineage: Eukaryota; Fungi; Basidiomycota; Ustilaginomycetes; Ustilaginales; Ustilaginaceae.
AUGAGCAGCAGACCCUCGAGCUCGCGCGGCGGCGCUGCCAACAAUGGUCGACCGUCAGCGAACCGCUUCGCUGAUCGUCGGCAAGAGCGUAUGCGUGGUGCAGGAACGGCUGUAGCAAUGCAACGAGAUUUCCAGUUCAAGCUACCGGCCAAACGAGCUGCACCUGCUAUGACGGGAAGUAAUGCCGACGCAUCUACUUCCACAGAUACAUCACUCACAAAGCGAAAGCCAGGACGACCAAGAGGCUCGGGCCCGAAACAGAAGGCUGCAGCUGCGGCAGCAGCAGCAGCAGCUGCUGCUGCUUCCGAAACAUCCUUCGAUGCCGGCUCCUCUCUGAACGCAUACUCACCGCCACCAGUGUACGACGAUGGAGUGCCAUACUCGCCUCACACCGAUGCAUCCGGUAGUAUGGGUGUAGGACGGCGUGCCGCCAAGCCGAGAACUUCCGGUCCCAUCAGCAGCACACCUGCUGCAUCGCGCAUCCGAAAACAAGGGCAGUCACAUCUAUCGUCCUCCAACAUCGAUCCGAUGCUCAGAGGCGACCACGAUGACGAGCUCGGAAGUCAGCUCGGCGAAGACUACUCCGGCUCUAGUGCCGAAGCCAGCGCAGGUGGUAGUGCCGACAUGGACAUGUCGACCGGAUGGGACGCCGGCGGAAUGGAUCUGGGCGGGGACGAAUCUCUUCCUAUGAUCCCUUCACCCGCUGCCUCUUCUUCCCACGUCGACACCUCCAUCCGUCGUAUGCGUCCCAGCAUCGGAGGGACGAGCGUCUCCCGCCUCAGCAUCGCCUCCGACCCCAACUCGCCAGCCGCACGAGCAGCCCAACGCAACCUCGAUCAACGUCAACGUCGGCGACAAGCCAGUCCUGGAAAAGAGCGAGUGUACAAGCAAGCAGCGGCCACCGCCGCCGCAGCCCGACAACAAGCUCGACCACCCCGGCGUGCACUCGUACAGAUCCCCUCCGAACUCGACGACGAGACUCUCAUGGACCGCACCGCCCUCGAACGCCAACGAGGAAACGCUGCCGCUCUGGCUUCAGCACGAGCAGCCCGACCUGAACGCGACAUGCAGAAACGUCUCAAGCGUGCGCUCUCUCUCGUAUUCUCCGCAUCCGAAGACCCCGACGAUCCGGACAGCUCCCGUUCCACCAAGAAGCGCAAAUCCGCCAAAUACCUCAACGACGUCGACAUCAUCUGGUCCAUCGUCGAUGAAGAGCUCCGCAGCGCCAUCGAAGAGCAACCUGCCAAAGCUCCCUUCUUGGCCCUCAAAACGCUGCGCAAGAGCGUUCGUUCCAACUUCCUCAACUUGAGCGAAAAGACCGACAACAGGACUACGCUCAUCUCGCAACUGAUGCGCGCACGAAAGCAGAAGAGAAUGCUGAGAAAGGAGGUGUUUGCAAAGAGGAGCGAGCUGGCGAAGGUCACUGUCGAGGCGAAAGAGAGGCAGAAGGAGAUGGACGAUUGGAAGAACGAGGUGGGCGAGGUGAGGAGGGUGAACAACUUCUUGCUCAAUCUGAGGCAUCAGGCUGCUGCAUGGACGUAA